AUGUCUUCUCAGGGCGUUUCUGCCACCUUCAAGGGUAGUCAGCAUAACCCCGGCCAAGGAAGCACGUCUGCUUUGCCUCCUCACCUGAGGAAGAAGCCCGCUGAGGGUGAUUCUUCUCCCUCGUCUGCCCAGACCACUCAGUCUACUCAGGCCGACAAGCAACCUGCCCAGCCUGCUCAAUCUACUCAGACCGCCAGUCCUACACUGUCUACCCAGCCUGCUCAGGCUGCCAAGAUACAGACGCCAAUUGCUGCCGUUGCUCCUCCUAGUACCAAGGUCUCUUUGCCCAGCGAGGGACGUAUGGAACAUGAGCAUGCAAAGGCCAACGACUCCGCUUUGCCUUCUGACAGACAGCUGUUCUCGUCUACUUGCAAGGGAAAGAUUGGAGGCCCUGGUGGAUCCUGGGAAGAUGUCAUCGUCAAACUCAAGGUCGUCUUCACCGAGAAUCGCCCCGAGGGCCACGCCAUGUUCGUCAUGGAGUACAAGGACAUUCUCACCAAGAGCCACGGUCUGGAAACUUACCGCUGCGUUUACGCAAAGGGUGUCUUGGUGAUCUGCAGCUUUAUCGAUUCCUCAAACGACAAGCCCCGGGAAGAGCGAUACAGCUUCAGGUUCCCAGACGAGAGCACUGGAGUGGGGUUUAACCUGCAAUGCGACAACAUCAAGCGUGUGAUGGAGUACAUCCUGAAGCACGCCAUCCCUGCAAAGAGUGAGGCGGUCGAAUCCUCGGCCAAACAGGAGGCAGAGGCAGAGUCGCUUCCCGAGACGCCUUCGGAGAAGACGGUAGUGGGCACUCCCACCCCCGAGCCUCUUUCGAAGAUGGUUGCUGCUUCCAAGACCGAUGUCGAUCAAAAUGCCUCGAAGACUACAGGCCUUGAGGAUGCCUUCGACAAGCUCGCACUUGAUAAGGUCAAGGGCUCCUCAAUGUACACGGCGGAGCGUACGGCGGAACGUAGGCAGUACGGUGCCGAGCAGCUCCUCGAGAGACGUUCGUCAGCUGAGAUGCCUCCCGGCAUCAAGGAUGUCAAGAUUCCUCUGCAGAAAGACCGAGGUGGUCGAUUGCCUCCUCAUCUCCAUUCCAGCCGUCGCCAGGAGUCAAGCGCCGAUCUGCAGGCCAAGGCCAAGCUUCACCAGGAGUGGCUGUCCGGUAACAAGACUACGGCUGAUCUUCAUCAAGAGAGCGUCGCGAGCCAGGAGGUUCCCGUCCCUGAUUCUACUGUGGCUCCUGCUGGAAAAAGCGAUACUUUGGUCGAGGUUGAGAUCAACAAUCAGAUGGUCCAGACGCCUAUCAAGGAGGCUCCCAUCAUCCAGGAGUCUGAGCCUGCGCAGGAGGCUCCUUUGCAGAAGCCCGAGUUUACUGAGGCAAGCGCCGCUGACGAGUCGCUGAUCUCAUUCAAGACCAGCAAGUCCGAGGUUGACUCUGCUGUCUCCAUGCAGCCCACCUCCACUGCCCCUACCGUUCAGGAUGAGACGCUCAACACCAGUCUUUCUCAAGAGGUCGGCACCGCAGUGUUCAUGGCUGAGUCGACUGCUAAGCAGACUGACGCAGCCACCGCUACUGAUAACUCAGAGCAGCUAACUCCUGUCAUGCCGCCUGCGCAGGCCACCCCCCACCCGAGCUAUAUUCACGGCGUCCAGGGCAUGCCUCCCCAGAUGCCAACUCCCAUCAUGAGAUCUCCUCACAUGGCCGGUCCCGCUAUCUACCAUCCGUAUGGAGCUCAGCAGAUCAUUGAGUCUGCGAUGCAGCAGCACUUGCCCGCUAAUGGAGUCUUGCACGCCAUCUCCGUGACCUACCACGUCAGCCAGGGACCUUCCUCCGCUCAACAGAACGGCGGCCAUCAGCCUGCGCCCACCAUGUAUAACAUGACUCAACAGCUGAACACUGGCACAGGCUUUUCGCCUAGAGCGCAGGUCUUCCAGCCUGUUGUCCAGGGCCAGACUGUCAACAGUAACGGACCCAAGAUGCGUCGUGGCCUCGAGAGCUCGAGAUUUGCCACUGGAUUCUCUGGUGCCAAGUACGCGGGCUCGUUCACCGGAAUCGCGGCUGAUGAGUAG
This is a messenger RNA of Colletotrichum aenigma, 2055 nucleotides long. RefSeq lists its product as uncharacterized. The transcript has a single exon. The coding region runs from base 1 to 2055 and encodes 684 amino acids. The record is from RefSeq and is a predicted model, not a curated record. Lineage: Eukaryota; Fungi; Ascomycota; Sordariomycetes; Glomerellales; Glomerellaceae.